Thyridium curvatum is the source of this 849-nucleotide messenger RNA. RefSeq lists its product as uncharacterized. The coding region runs from base 1 to 849 and encodes 282 amino acids. The transcript is spliced from 2 exons. NCBI's taxonomy places the organism in Eukaryota, Fungi, Ascomycota, Sordariomycetes, Thyridiales, Thyridiaceae. The record is from RefSeq and is a predicted model, not a curated record.
AUGGCGCCUGUCGCUCGCCCGCCCUCGCACCCGCGAGCCCUCAUCCGCUCAACCCUCCUCCACUCGGCCCGCUCCGCAGCCCUCGCGGCGGCGGCGCCCGUCCUCGCCCGCCGGGGCUUGACCGUCACGCACACCCAGACCGUCACCCUGGGCGUCAUCGUCGCCUACGUCGCCGCCAUCGCCAUCCUCUGGAACAUCCCCUACGUGCGCAACGUGCUCUGGCCCUUCAAGAUGCUCGUCAUCGCCUUCCACGAGUUCUCGCACGCCUUUGCCGCCGUGCUGACGGGCGGCAAGGUCGUCUCCAUCACGCUCGACCCCAACGAGGGCGGCGCCACGCAGAUGAAGGGCGGCAAGUCCGCCAUCACCCUGCCCGCGGGGUACCUCGGCAGCUCGCUCAUCGGCGCGCUGCUGACCUUCUGCGGGUUCGACAUCGUCGCCUCCAAGGUCGCUAGCAUCGCCCUCGGCGUCGCCUUCCUGCUGACGCUGUGGUGGGGCAAGAAGGACUGGCUGACCAUCCUGACGGUGCUGCUGGCCGUCGGCCUGCUCGUGGGGUGCUGGUUCAUCGCCCACGCCGAGCCGCUGCGCUUCGUGGUCCUGUUCAUCGGCGUCAUGUCUUCGCUGUACAGCGUGUGGGAUAUAUGCGACGAUCUCAUCUUCCGCAAGGUCAACUCGUCUGACGCCAGCGUCUUCGCCAAACGCUACGGCGGCUCCUCCCAGUGCUGGGGCGUCAUCUGGUCCAUCAUCUCGCUCAUCUUCAUGAUUGGCGGCAUCCUGGCCGGCAUCGCGGCCUUCCCGCGGUCUUUUGAGGAGCAGGAGAAGGACUCGCAGGGCUUCAUCCCGACAAGGUGA